AUGUUAAACUGUACCGAUCUCGCCUGCGUGCUGCAUCAUCACCAUUUCUAUGCCCAUCUGCACCACCUGAAGCACCAUCUGCAGGAUGACCACGAUCACCAUGGGCACCACGGGCACGAGAGUCACGAUCACCACCAUGAAGCAGUUCGGAAUCAGCCAGGUGGUGAGAUUGAAGGCCCAUUAGCCCUGGAUUACUUCGGAUAUAAUGUCGUCAACGAGCUGCCCACCACCAGCCAUCAGCCCGCGGUGGCGUCGAGCACAGCCGCUGGAGAAGGGAGUGACGUAGACAAUGGAAACAUUCAAGAUUUGCUUAACGAUACCGAUUCCGAGCUUUCUUCUCUGUCCCAUCUUGAUGCUCCCAAUGAUGUCCUGUAUAUGAUAUGUGGAGUCGUCAUCGCCAUGGUCCUCGUGGGCCUCAUCAUAGUUUUAGUCGCCGUUACGAUCAGUAAGCUGAGAAAGCGGGAAGAAUCGUCGACGGUGAGCCCGGUGACGGCGAACAGCAACGUGGAAGCGCCGGCCCACCAGCUUCACCAUCAUCAUCACCACCAACAACAACAACAGCAUCAUCACCCGCACAGCCUCCACCAGCUGCAUCACAACAACGGCAUCCCGAGCCAUCCCCAGCAGCAGCAGCAGCAGCAGCAGAAUAAUCAUAAUAGCAGUAAUCACCAUCACCAGAACGGUGGCAGCAGUCCGGAGACGGGUUACUCCGUGCCAACACCGAUCGCCUUCCGGCAGAGCCCGUCCACCGUGUGGGUCUUUCCACCGUUACCACCGCAGCCCAACAUCUACAACGCCAGUAGUCAGGACGCGUUAGUGCACAACGAAAAGACCGGCUUCAAGGGACUGAAACGUCAGCUGUCCGGCCGGUUCAAGCGUUUGGUAUCGCGGAAAGCGCACGAACCCGCCCCAGUCAUACCGCCCGAGCUGAAACCCCAGCUCAAGACGAUCUACGUGUAUUAAUCAUAAUGAUUUCCAACACCACCACCACCACCCGCAAACUCCCUUUAGCCGUUAAGUGCAGCAGAAGGGCUAGGGCAUGCCCGCCUUUUGAGUUAGAUUUCCAUUCCUAUCGGUUAGAGAGAGAGAGAGAGGGAAAGAGUGAGUCUCUUUGCGCUUACUCCUUAGAAGUCUCCCGCCCCGACGGAUGACUCCUGCCGCGUGCUAUGGUGGUGUCCUUCCCAGGAGGGCCCUUUUUUCGCGAACCGGAUUGUACGUCCGAGGGGUUUGUGGAGCGUUUUCUCCUCACAAACACCCGCACCGUCGCGUUUUCCCCGUGUUCGGACGGAGAAACACACGUACACACAUACAGUAGCCAAUUAAUUUAUUCCACCCGUCCGUGUACCCGCGGCUGGGUGCUGUCAUGCUGGCCGCAAGGACUCGGCUGCAAGCGUUCAGGACACGUGGUGCACGGGCGGCCUAUAGAGAUCGUCACCUUCCGGUGCUAACGGGCGUGUAUAUUAGGUUUAAGUUUUAUUCCAACCUUGUGAUCUGGAGGAGAGCUGGCCGGCCUUGAUUUUUUUGCGCCAAAUUGAUGUAAUAGUAACAACACACGCACAUACGCACACACACACAAACACACAGGUAUUGUGGCACACGCAGGCUCUGUGCGAUCGUACCACCGGAAGUCGCCCUUUCGCUUGGUGCUGACGAUACACACACGCGUGUUUUUUUUAUUGAGGUUAACUCGCAUCCGACGAUCGCGAUUAGAGCGAGCAUUAGAAGAAGACUGAUAAAGGCAAAAACAAAGGAAGCGUAGCAAAAAAAAAACAAUGGAAACAAACUGACACACGCACAUCAUCCGGUCUUUCGGAAGGCAACAGAGUAGGUUUUUUGUUUUCGGCAGGAUUCCAGAGAUUUCAGACGCUGCCAGGGUGUUGUCGUCCUGCCAGCGAGGUGAAGCAGAUGGCUAGAGAGAGAGAGAGAACGAGAGAGAAAGAGAGAUACACGCACACACUCGCAAUUCGCGAAAAGAUAUAGGAUUAGGAUGUACAUUGUUUUGGGACGCAGAAGAAGCUUGUAGAUUAUGACGACAGCCUAACCUUCACCUGUGCUAUGUGCGGUUUGCCUUUACGUUAGUCGCGUUGGGCCUUUGCGGAGGGGAAAUGCGAGGGCUACUUAGACGUUUGGCUCGCGGAAAAAGUAGGCGACGAGAUUUCCACGGUGACGAGUGGUGUCGGUUUGGGUCGUGGGGAGCAUUCUCCUUUCGUCCUUUUGUGUGUGCGAUGCGUGUGAGACGCGUGUGUAGGUGACACCAGGCACCGGAAGCGUGCUGUUGCCCCGAGUGUCCUGUCGAGAGGUUGUCCCACCAGCGUGAUCACGCACAAAGCGGAAAUAGACCGGAUGUAGCCCUUUGUACGCCAGGUGAGAGAAGCAAGUUCACUCACAUUGAGUGCCCGCGAUCUUGAGGACGAAAAAUGAUAGUGAGCCAGGGGAAGAGAGAGAGAGAGAGAGAGAGAUGAGAGAAAAGGGAACAAAUCGGUAUUUGGACAGCGCAAUGAUGGCUAGUGCGAUGUGUGUUUUUUGUCCGCUCGGGCUCUGAUGGUCAAAGGCCGGUGCGAAGCGUAAAGAAUAUUUGUAUUUUUAGUGUUUUAGAGCAGCACAACGAAUGGUGCGAGAUUGUGAAUGUAUACAAACGGAGCGUAGAUUUAGGAUGGCGAAUAAUACGUGCGCGUUUGCUAUGAUAAUGCACGGAGGGACGAUAAUGAUGACGAUGAUGAUGAUGAUGAUGAUGAUGAUUACCUAACAUUGUAAGUGAUGAUAAUAGUAAUUUAAAAUAUACAAACAUA
Molecule: messenger RNA, 2789 nt
Organism: Anopheles nili
Lineage: Eukaryota; Metazoa; Arthropoda; Insecta; Diptera; Culicidae
Product: histone-lysine N-methyltransferase Suv4-20
Exons: 8
Coding region: 1-963 (320 amino acids)
Source: RefSeq, a predicted model, not a curated record